Molecule: messenger RNA, 384 nt
Organism: Cooperia oncophora
Lineage: Eukaryota; Metazoa; Nematoda; Chromadorea; Rhabditida; Trichostrongylidae
Source: the annotation of a GenBank genome assembly
AUGGUGUCUGAAAGAAAGCAAUUCAGUGCUAAGGAUAAGGUGGAAGACUCCACUGAAGCUCCUCGUUUUGACAAAAAGUUGAUCAACUUGCUUGAAUCACUGUCCCUUCUCCGAUUUGAUGACGAACAAGCUGUUGCAUUACUUGGAACUGUUGUCAAAAAAGCGAAACAGUUACAACACGUCGAUGUUGAGGGCACUUCCACUAUGUUCACCGUGUGGGAGCAGUUAGAAUGCCCAGUGAAUGACGAUGUUCCUAUUUGUACAAAUGCUGCUCGUGUGCAGGACGAUUACUUUGUGUCACCACCUGGCAAUAUUCCGCUCACGGAAGCCAGUGACCUCGAUCUCAACCUCAUUAGUCAAUGGGAUAAAAUUGGGCUUACCUAA